AUGUUAGACUUUGUUCUUCCCUGGUCGGUUGAAAGCUGAGUGAAUACGUUACACGGUGCACCGGUUUAUAAGUCAUCCCCUUAAACUGCACUGAAGAGGAGAGAGAGAAGGGGAAAGGAGUAAGGGAGAAGGGAUGACUGAAAAGAGAGAAGCAACAGGGGAACAAACAGAGAAGGACAAAAAGAGACCACAAAGUACAGUGGAACACUGAGGUUAUCCAACACUAUUACAACAUUCAUAGUGGUGGAGUGGUCCAACAGCUGCAGGAAUGUGGAUGGAUACCAAAACAGAAGUGGAGGAGGCCAGCAGGAGCCGUGCCAGCCUCAGUCGGCGUGUGUUUAACCGUCUGAUGUUGUGUACUGGGGACAUGGAACACUUGGAUAAGUACAUGCAGGACAAGCCGUUUGUGCUGCAGCUGGUGGUGUGGGGUCUGAGAGGAGUGACCAGAGUGAUUCUAGCCAACAACCCGCUGAGUGGUGCUCUCAUCUUGGCUGCACUGUACUGGGCCUCCCCCUGGCAGGGCCUGCUGGGAACUCUGGGUGUACUGGCCUCUACGCUAACAGCUGUUGUCGUAGGGCAAGACAGUGCUGAGGUGUCAGGAGGUCUCCAUGGUUUUAACGGCAUGUUGGUGUCUCUGCUGAUGGGAGUGUUCAGUUCGGCUGGAGACUGGUACUGGUGGCUGCUGUUGCCCGUCUGCCUGGGGUCAGCUACAUGUGUCUUUCUGUUCAGUGGUCUCUCCUCACUGUUGGACCGUUGGGACUUGCCCGUCGCCGUGUUUCCCUUCAACACAGUUAUCGUCCUCUACCUCCUUUGCACCGGUCCAGAAAACCCCUAUUUCCCACACCAUCCAGCUACACCACCAGGAGCACUGGAAACCAACGGCACUGAGCUCAUUGCAGUAGAGGUGAUGCGUGGCAUCCUUCUUGGUGUGGGUCAGAUCUUUGCCUGUGGAGCCCUGGGUCCCUCCCUUCUCAUCCUUGGAGCAGUUCUGCUUUACUCCCCCCUGCUGGCCGUCCACUCUCUGCUGGGAUCUGCCGUUGGAACAUUGGCUGGUUUAUCCAUGGCCGUGCGUCAUGAUUCUCUGUACUCAGGUCUGUCUGGCUUUAAUGGAGCUCUGGGCUGCAUGGCUAUUGGAGGACUCUUCUUCACCUUCAGCUGGAGGACCCACCUCUUAGCGAUCGCCAGCGCCUUCCUCUCUGCAUAUGCUGACAUGGCUCUGAGCAAUCUGCUGGGAACUGUUGGUCUCCCAGCAUGCAGUUGGGCAGCUACUCUGACAGCCACACUGAUGUUGCUGCUGACUGGCAGCUUAGCAGCGUACCGCAUCCCUAUUCGUCAAGUCAGGGCCCCUGAACACAACCUGCGCUCUCGCAGCCAAUGGGAAGCUGGGAACACAGAAGAAAGGGAGAGCACUGAUUUUUGACUCGCCAACGAAGAAACGACAGGCAAUUUAAAGGGAAAGAAAACUUCAUUUAAUAGGCAUGAAAUCAAGUCAAUUCAAUAAAAUCAUCCGUUGUUAAAAUGACAGUUUAACUGUUAUCGUCAAUAAAAACACAGACUGAAUUCAACAGUAAUUCUUUUUUAACCCCUUCAUUACUCCGCAAAGACAUACUACAUACAGAGGACUCCACUGGAACUCAUUGUAAAAACAGGCUGUACAUAAACCUCAACGCAGGCAGACGGUGAGACAGUGAGUCCAGGCAGACGACAGCUAAUGUGUUUGUUAAUGGUCAACUGCUUAGGCCAGGAAGUGAAAGGCAACUGUCUGAAUUAUUAUUAUUAUCAUUAUUAUUAUUACAGAUUCUCUUAAAUGAAAUGGUAAUGGUGUUUAGCCGUGGUUCAUUAUCAGUGUUUUUUCACAUUGCUUCAUGUUGCCUGUUUUCACGUUUACAUUCACACACACAAACCACACACCUCAGUCGAAAGCCAUUAAAGAAUAAUACAUAUUAAAAAGAUAAUUUUCCUUUUUUUGUCAUACAGAUGAUGGGACACAUUCUGCCACAAAUGUCGACAUCUUCUCUAAACGUUUUUUCUUUACAUCAUGCAUUUCUAGCUCAGUGCUUUUAGGGAUUUUUUUUCGACAUCAUUUUCAUUUCAUGGACUAAAUUCUUUUAUCAUGAUACCUCAUAGACAAUGGUGAUGAGGUUGGUAACAAGAAGAAACAUACAAAAAGUGGCUCUCAGUCUGUGAUUGAUCAAGCAUAAUAAUAAUAAUAAUAAUAAUAAUAAUAAUAAUAAUAAUAAUGAUAA
Messenger RNA from Larimichthys crocea (large yellow croaker), 2246 nucleotides. RefSeq names its product urea transporter 2. NCBI's taxonomy places the organism in Eukaryota, Metazoa, Chordata, Actinopteri, Sciaenidae. The transcript is spliced from 9 exons. Gene Ontology annotation, molecular function: urea transmembrane transporter activity. The coding region runs from base 269 to 1420 and encodes 383 amino acids. The record is from RefSeq and is a predicted model, not a curated record. Gene Ontology annotation, biological process: urea transmembrane transport. Gene Ontology annotation, cellular component: membrane.